Molecule: messenger RNA, 4062 nt
Organism: Aaosphaeria arxii CBS 175.79
Lineage: Eukaryota; Fungi; Ascomycota; Dothideomycetes; Pleosporales
Product: splicing factor 3B subunit 1
Exons: 2
Coding region: 117-3749 (1210 amino acids)
Biological process (GO): spliceosomal complex assembly
Cellular component (GO): U2-type prespliceosome; U2 snRNP; catalytic step 2 spliceosome
Molecular function (GO): mRNA binding
Source: RefSeq, a predicted model, not a curated record
CUCCUGCGAUCAUCUCGACGACCUCCAAAACAACACUUGCCACGCCUGCAGAUCGUAUCGCAAGACUGCUUCAACCCGCGCCACGAAGUGCAGCAAAGGCAUAGUAUCAAUCCAUCAUGUCUGACGCCGGCACCUCCGCGAAGCGCAGGGCGGGCAACAAGUCUUCCACCGGCGAUCAACGCCCUUCUACCAAGCAGUCUUUGACCCAAGCGUUGGAUACCGAGCUCUACAGCAAUGGAAACGAUAAAUACGCGGGAUACAACACGUCGAUCGCGGUCCAGGAUGACGAUGACAUGGAUGACGCUGCUGAAGUGAACGGCCGUCGCCUUGUAGGCCAAUACACCGCGACCAAGGAGAUGAUGAACGAGUUUGCGCAUGGCGCCACCGAAGAGGCGGAUAUUCUUACCUCCCGCGAGGAGCAGGCGCAGAUCGCAUCCCGCGAGACUGAAUACCAGCGCCGACGCUUCGAUCGCAAUCUCGACGGCGAGGACCAGUCAUACCAGGAGAGGAUGAAAGCGCGCGAGAUCGAACGUGAAGAGCAACGUGUGCGCAAAAUCAUCGAAGAUCGCGAGCGCAACGGUCAGAACGGAAACGAAGUACUUGACCACGUCCCUACUCUGAAGGACGGCGCCGCAGCUGCUCCCACCGUAGAUGGCGAUAAGACUCCACCCAUGGAGAAGAAGUCCAAGCGCAAGCGACGUUGGGGAGCAGCUGUAGAAAUAGAGGAGCCAGCAAAGGAAGAGGAGGUCGAAGCACUUCCAGAUGCCGAGCCCGAGCCUGAGCCUGAAGUGAAGGAGCCCGAAUCGAAGAAGCCCAAGAGUUCUCGAUGGGAGACCACACCUGCGCCUGAUACUCCUAUGACUGAUGCGCCAGCCGAUGUUCCUGCUCAAGCUCCCGUUCGCUCUCGUUGGGACACUGCAACGGCCCCUCCUGCCGGUACUACCUCUGCGGCACCCGCCGCUGGUGAUGUUGCUCAUCCCUCUGUGCCAUUCGGAUUCGGCACCGAUAUAUCUGCUCGCAACGCACCACUUUCGGAUGAACAACUUGAUCUGAUGCUUCCAUCAGAGGGAUACAAGAUUCUUGAGCCUCCAGAGGGAUACACACCUGUUCGUAAGCCGAUAGGUAUUCCCCAGCUUCCCGCAGGCUAUCAGGGCUACAUGAUUCCUGAAUCCGGUGGCAACAGUGAACUCUUGGGAAAACAAAUGCCCACUGAAAUUCCUGGUGUCGGCGACCUGGCUUUCUUCAAAAAUGAGGAUAUGAAAUAUUUCGGCAAGUUGGUAGACAACGUCGACGAAAACGACCUAUCCGUCGAGCAGUUGAAGGAGCGCAAGAUCAUGAGGUUGCUCCUAAAGGUCAAGAAUGGAACGCCUCCCAUGCGAAAGACUGCCCUACGACAGCUCACCGAUAAUGCGAGACAGUUCGGUGCGCAAGCACUGUUUAGCCAAAUCCUUCCGCUAUUGAUGGAACGCACUUUGGAGGAUCAGGAACGCCAUCUUCUUGUCAAGGUCAUCGAUCGUGUUCUCUACAAGCUUGACGACCUAGUGAGGCCUUGGGUGCAUAGGAUUCUCGUUGUCAUUGAACCUCUUCUCAUUGACCAGGACUACUAUGCACGUGUCGAGGGUCGCGAAAUUAUCUCUAACCUUAGUAAAGCUGCUGGUCUCGCCCAUAUGAUCAGUACCAUGCGUCCAGACCUUGACCACGCCGACGAAUACGUGCGUAACACUACUGCUCGAGCCUUUGCAGUUGUUGCCUCCGCACUCGGCAUUCCGGCCCUUCUUCCCUUCCUCCGAGCUGUUUGCAGGAGCAAGAAGUCCUGGCAUGCUCGUCACACCGGUGUUAAGAUUGUGCAGCAAAUUCCUAUCCUCAUGGGCUGUGCAAUCUUGCCGCACUUGAAGGGCCUUGUUGAAUGUGUUGGUGAGAGUCUGAACGAUGAACAGCCAAAGGUGCGCAUGGUCACUGCCUUGGCUCUGGCAGCUCUUGCAGAGGCAGCAAGCCCCUACGGUAUUGAAUCCUUUGACGAAAUUCUUAACCCUCUUUGGACGAAUGCGCGUCGCCAGCGCGGAAAAAUCCUCGCCUCUUACCUCAAGGCUAUCGGAUUUAUUAUCCCACUUAUGGACGAAGAGUAUUCAAGCUAUUAUACUUCGCAAGUCAUGGACGUUGUUAUCCGAGAGUUUCAGUCACCCGAUGAGGAAAUGAAGAAGGUUGUGUUGAAAGUGGUCUCACAAUGUUCUGGAACUGCAGGUGUCACACCUGUCUACCUGAAGGACCAUGUUCUCAAUGAGUUCUUCAAGCACUUCUGGGUCCGCCGCAUGGCACUGGAUAAGCGAAACUAUCGACAAGUUGUUGACACCACUGUCGACUUGGCCCAGAAGUCAGGUGUCGCUGACAUUAUCGGCCGCAUUGUUAACAAUAUGAAAGACGAGAGCGAAGCAUACCGAAAGAUGACUGUAGAGACUGUCGACAAAGUCAUUAGCACACUUGGUGCGCACGAUGUUGACCCCCGUCUUGAAGAACAGUUGAUCGAUGGUGUCCUCGUAGCCUUCCAGGACCAGACUAUCGAGGAUCCUGUGGUCAUUGAUGGAUUUGCCACCGUGAUCAACGCACUCGGCGAGCGUGCAAAGACCUACUUGCCACAGAUCGUUCAAGUCGUUCUCUUCCGAUUGAACAACAAGUCGGCUACAGUUCGUCAACAAGCUGCUGAUCUCAUCUCGCGCAUCACAAUUACCAUGAACAAGUGCGACGAAGAUCCUCAGUUGAUCAAGCUUGCUCAAGCACUUUACGAAUACCUUGGUGAGGAAUACCCCGAAGUUCUUGGCUCAAUCCUAGGAGCUCUACGUUCCAUUAUCACUGUCGUCGGUCUUCAUGCUAUGCAACCGCCUAUCAAAGAUCUGCUCCCUCGUCUUACACCAAUUCUCCGCAAUCGACAUGAGAAGGUUCAAGAGAACACGAUUGAUCUCGUCGGUCGAAUUGCAGAUCGAGGUGCCGAUUUCGUGCCCCCACGUGAGUGGAUGCGAAUCUGCUUCGAAUUGCUUGAGAUGCUCAAGGCCCACAAAAAGGGUAUUCGACGUGCUGCCAAUAACACCUUUGGCUACAUCGCAAAAGCAAUCGGCCCCCAAGAUGUUCUUGCCACGCUUCUUAAUAAUUUGCGUGUUCAAGAGCGUCAGUCUCGGGUCUGUACUGCUGUUGCCAUUGGUAUUGUUGCCGAGACCUGCGCGCCGUUUACCGUCUUGCCCGCUUUGAUGAACGAAUAUCGUGUUCCGGAGCUCAAUGUCCAGAACGGUGUGCUCAAGGCAUUGUCUUUCAUGUUCGAGUACAUUGGAGAAAUGGCUAGAGAUUAUGUCUAUGCCAUUACACCACUUCUGGAAGAUGCUCUCAUCGACCGCGACCAAGUCCAUCGUCAGACUGCAGCCUCGGUCGUCAAACAUGUUGCCCUCGGCUGCGUUGGUCUUGACUGCGAAGACGCGAUGGUUCAUUUACUCAACCUCCUCUGGCCUAAUUUAUUCGAGACCAGCCCGCAUGUUAUCGAUCGCAUUAUCGAAGCUAUUGAUGCUGUUCGAAACGCAGUUGGUACUCCUCUGGUCAUGAACUACGUGUGGGCCGGUCUUUUCCAUCCCGCCCGCAAAGUUCGCGUCCCUUACUGGCGCAUCUACAACGAUGCCUAUGUCCAGUCUGCUGAUGCAAUGAUACCCGCUUACCCGCAGUUUGACGACCCCGAGUUGCGAAGGCACGAGCUUGACAUUUUCAUCUGAAGGCAUAAUGUGUCUUGGCUGAGAACGAACUGAACACAAUAUGGUAAGUACGUAGCAUUAUCGCUUUUUCCUUUUCCUAAAUCCGGGCUGCCACCCCGGUUAUCACUUCUUUGAGAUUUGUUUAUCUCGUCAUGUACAUCAAAAGAUUUUCUUGCAUGGGACAGCGAAGGGUGGGAUCAUUGUGAAGGGUGUUUUGGGUUCUCUGACGGUCUGGAUCAAUUGCGAAUCUGGUGUCCCUUCACAAACGGAGAAGUAUGGCGUCCAGGACACGGUAUGUAAUUAAGGGCGUAAGUCUAUAAACCUCUUUAUCUGA